This is a messenger RNA of Porites evermanni, 1082 nucleotides long. NCBI's taxonomy places the organism in Eukaryota, Metazoa, Cnidaria, Anthozoa, Scleractinia, Poritidae. The record is from the annotation of a GenBank genome assembly.
CUAAGAGAGUGCGCAGACGUGCCGAAAGGAAAUGGAGAACUACCAGGUCUGUCGCUGAUCUUGUUUCAUUCAAACGACACAAAAACCAUGUAACACAUUUGCUGAAAUAAGCAAAAUCAGCUUUUCUCACCGAUUUUAUCAGCCAGAAUUCUGAUAACCAAGGCAAGUUAUUUCGUGCUGUGAAAAACCUUCUAGUGGAAACGAAAUCGUUAUGCUUCUCGGACUAUACGGACAAAUCAGCACUUGCAAAUGACAUUGGGAAGUACUUUGUGCAAAAAAUCAGCCGAUUGCGCGAAGAGCGUGACCAAGGUUAUGUCCCGAAUGAUCAGAGUUAUGUCCUGGAUGACAGUGAUGUAAAUAGUGACUCUACAAUUCCUCCGACUCGUAUUGAAGCCUUUGAGCUGUUAGCCGAGGACGAUGUGCGUGUGCUCAUUGCGAACUCUAGAUCAACUUCCUGUUACCUCGAUCCCAUACCCACGCACUUACUGAAGUCCUGUAGUGAAUCACUUAUUUCGGUGAUCACCAACAUAAUUAACAGCUCGUUGGAGUCGGGAAUUUUUCCUGACUGCUGGAAAGAGGCCGUGGUCAUACCACUGUUAAAGAAAUCGGGACUUGAAUCUCUCCUCAAGAACUUGCGUUCUGUAAGCAACUUGGCUUAUAUUUCCAAGCUCACUGAGCGCGCAGUAUUUAACCAGAUAUACGACCACCUUGUCCGGUCCGGUCUCUAUCCGCAAUUACAAUCUACAUAUCGCCGAUAUCACAGCACGCAGACAGCGUUGGUCAAAGUUGCUAAUGAUAUUCUAUUGAAUAUGAACUCGCAGCGUGUUACACUACUUGUCCUCUUAGAUCUACGCGCUGCUUUUGACACCGUGGACCACGCGAUUUUGCUAAAACGCUUGACCACUGAUUUUGGUAUAGGCGGGAAGGCUUUAGAGUGGUUCUCGUCGUAUUUGUCGGGACGCAGCCAGCGUGUUUUGUUUGAGGGGGCUACAUCUGAUAGCUUUGAUCUGCGUUUUGGUGUCCCACAAGGCAGCUGUCUCGGCCCGCUUCUGUUUGUGGUUUACGCCUCCAAGCCGCUUUGA